AUGUCUUCAGUAGCUGUUGCAGACUCUGUUAUCAUUAUAGGUGCCGGCAUCUUUGGCCUUUCAACUGCGCUCGCGAUAUCGCGCCGCUGGCCUUCUGCAAAGGUCACAAUCAUUGAUCGCUUGACGCCUCCAGUUGAAGAUGGUACAAGCGUAGAUACGACAAGAUGCAUCCGCGCCGAUUAUGCCGAUUCUGUCUAUGCACGACUGGCUGCAGAGGCGCAGAGAAGGAUCGAGGACGAUGUUGAUUUAAGCCGCCAUUAUUUCAAGCAGGGUAUGUCGUUCAUUUGUGACGGCAAGCCAGGCCGAUUCUUUGACAUCUGGGCCAAGGGUCUGGAGAACGCAAGAAAAUCGCAGGAUCCUAGUUCACUGGUUGAAAUGCACUCAGCUAAUGAAGUGUUCUCCCGGCUUCACGGUCCUGACGCCAAGCUUGUAUCCGAGCAGGAGCUCGGCAGGAGUCGAAACUGGAUUCAAGGCUAUUGCAACUUGGAAGAUGCCUUCAUUGACGCACCUGUAGACCGUGUUGUGCAUGGAGACGGGGUCGCAUCAGGCGUUCUCCUUGACAACGGCGAGAAGCUGAAUGCAGACCUGAUCAUCGUCGCAGCAGGGGCCUGGUCCGCUCGGCUGCUUGAUCUUCAGGAUUCGAUGUUCUCCUCAGCUAUCGAGGUAGCUUGGGUAAAAGUGACAGCGGAAGAAGAGCGACGAUGGAAGAACAUGUCUAUCACGACCAAUCUGUCCACUGGUUUUAACAUCUUCCCACCCCACAACGGUGAAAUUAAAAUGCUUCGAAGGUCAGCAGGUUACCGCAAUACGGUCACUGUCCCUCAUCCGGAGGAUUCGAACAAGAUGAUCACUAUCUCGUACCCCAGGACCACUAUAACGAAUCCGACCGAUGUGAUUCCACAAGAGGCCGAGGAUGCCUUGAGGGAUAACUUGAAGGAACUUUUCCCUACACUCGCAAGUCGGCCGUUUGAUAGGACGAAACUAUGUUGGCUAGCCCAAACACCAACGGCUGAUUUUAUCGUCUGUCCUCACCCAAGAAUCCAGGGGCUUCAUGUAGCAACCGGCGGAUCUGCUCAUGCGUGGAAGCUUUUGCCCAUCAUUGGCGACUUGGUUUUGGAUUCUAUCGAAGGCAUUCUGGAUGAAGAGCUCAAGCAAAAGUGGAGAUGGGGACGGAAUGGCGGUGAUAGUGGAAAUGCUCCCAGAAUGGAAGGAAGUGUGAAGGAACUUAAGGAGAUCGUAGGUGAUACUUAG
Neoarthrinium moseri is the source of this 1251-nucleotide messenger RNA. RefSeq lists its product as uncharacterized. The transcript has 4 exons. The record is from RefSeq and is a predicted model, not a curated record. The coding region runs from base 1 to 1251 and encodes 416 amino acids. NCBI's taxonomy places the organism in Eukaryota, Fungi, Ascomycota, Sordariomycetes, Amphisphaeriales, Apiosporaceae. Gene Ontology annotation, molecular function: proline dehydrogenase activity; sarcosine oxidase activity; flavin adenine dinucleotide binding.